AUGCCGGUGAGGGUGGCACAGCGCCCCCCAGGUGGAAUACCACUGCACGCCGGCGUGCCGGUAGCGCCCAGCAGCGUAACCGCCUCCGGUCCGUCGGGCCGGUGCCUCGGGGGCCCGGCAGCGCCCCCCGCCGGCUCGCCACCGCUGCCGCCCUCUCUGCAAGCGCUCGGCGGCGGUGUGAGCAACAACGCCAACAGCAACACCGCCGGUCCCGCCAGCAACGGCUCCGCCAGCAACGGUAACACCGGCACCAACGCCAACAACAUCAACAACACCAACAGCAUAGUCGUCGGGGCGAACAACAUCGGUCAGGGUAUCGCCGGCACCGGCCUAGCAGGAGGCGUCAGCACGACGAGCGGCGCCACGAAUCCCUUGCAGGCGAUGGCGUCGGCGGCGGCCUCGCUAACCCAGCUGAACAACAUGGCGAAUGGCCCGCUGCCGCCGCUAGCGGCCACCGGACCCACCGGGCCGCCUAGUUUGCCGCCUCCGCAGCCGGCCACCACGCCGACACACGGCGGCCCACCGACGCCGCACGCCGGCGUCACCGGUGGACCCCACCUGAACGGAGCGUCCCCGAGUCCUCACCCGAUGCCACCCCACGGUAUGAUGAGCGGAUCGCCUCACGCGCCCCAUCCGCACAUGGGCGGCGGCGGUCCCUCGCCUCAUCCUCACCAUCCCGGCCCCCACAUGGUCGGAUCGCCGCAUCAUCCCGGUCCGCAUCCGAUGGGGCCCGCAGCAAGCAUGAUCGGGGCCGGUAUGCAGCCGCAAGGCGCGCCCGGCAUGUGCGGCCCCGGACCCACCGGUCCAAUCGGACCGCACGCUCAUCCCCAGGGACCUGGAGUACCCGGCCAACCUCACAUGCACAACGAUCCGUUUUAUUGCUCGCCUUUCGGAUCCCACUACUUCAGACACGACGUGAAAACGAGCUUGGAUUAUUUAACGCUGGAGCAACCAACUAUCCGUCAAUGUGACAGAUUUCAAAUAUUUUACAAUUGCUUAAAGGAUACGUGAAUUUUUGUCAAAAUUGAUAUUGAUCUCCGGUUGGAUGGAAACACAAUUAGAUCUAUUUGUCUAUUAAUCAUUAUCGUUCAAAUCACCAAAUAAUUUAUACGUAUUAAUUAGAUUUGUCGUUCCUGCGUUAACAUUGAUUCUUCUGCAGUAAUUCUUACGCAUAUAUUUGCAUAUGAAGAAAACUGUUGUGUCACGAUGUAAACUUAGAUCGUUUAGCGUAACCGAUAAUCCGUAUCAAAUCGAGAAAUCGAGAUAUACUCUCGCAAUCGAUACGAAGUUUUUGUUCUCUCCAUUAAACGUACUCGGCAAGAAAUCGCCGCAGACUUAUCCCUGAUAAAUCUUUUUUUUUUUCUUUUCUGACUUUUUCAUAAAGUUCGCCGCGAGGUAAGGCGAAGGCCGAGACCGAUGAUGAAUUUUCAUCGGACACGUCCGCGACAGCUUUGCCUCACCUUUGGCUCCGAGCACGGCGCAGUAUGAUCAAUCUUGCCGCGAUUAGAGAUAUAAAUAAAUAAUCUGUCGUUGCAUCGGUUGUUGCCGGCGAUUUUUCGUCACGCGAAACGACGACUCGACCGAUCGACUCGAACAGGUUUCCACCAGGAUGUAUAUCGGGCGCUUUCUUUCGAGAAAACGAUCACGCGAACUCUAAAGUGGCGGGGAGGGGGAAAAGAGGGUGUAUAGCGUGCUCGGAGAAAGUUUCCACGCGAAAACGCCAGGUUGUCUCUCUCUCUAUGGCUGUGAUCUGCGCGUUCGAAACAUCACGAGGUUUCCUUUCCGCGCUGUAAAAGCGCAAAGAGCGUCGUUUUCGACUGUUCGUUGCUAACAUCUUUUAAUAAAUCAACAUUUUACGAUUUUACUGUGUUUCAAGUCACGAGCACGCGAUUGUCGGACUGUAAAAGUACUUCGUCAACGGUAGGAUUUUAUUUAUCACGGUCGAUUUAAUUAUCGCUGAACUGUGGAUAUUUGUACGUUGCACGGAACAUUGAAAGAUGUUAUUUUCCUCAGAAAUGAAGAUGUAAAAAUCGGCAGUUCAAUUGAUCGGUAGAUUGCGGAUAAUCACGAAUUUUGUGGGGAAUCUUUUGAUUUGUGUAGAGGGGAUUUAACGCGAGGAAAUAUGCAAAUUAUUCCAAGUAUAGAAUUUAUUAUAAUAUUUUAAAGAGACGGAAGAAAUUUCUGCGCUUGGACUUCACAUCUUUAGCUGUUUAUAUAUAUAUAUAUAUAUAUAUAUAUAUAGACAUGAAUCUGCAUAAAUAA
Messenger RNA from Heterotrigona itama, 2262 nucleotides. The record is from the annotation of a GenBank genome assembly. Lineage: Eukaryota; Metazoa; Arthropoda; Insecta; Hymenoptera; Apidae.